Messenger RNA from Jaminaea rosea, 618 nucleotides. RefSeq names its product oligosaccharide biosynthesis protein Alg14 like protein. NCBI's taxonomy places the organism in Eukaryota, Fungi, Basidiomycota, Exobasidiomycetes, Microstromatales. The annotation marks the transcript as partial. Gene Ontology annotation, cellular component: UDP-N-acetylglucosamine transferase complex. The record is from RefSeq and is a predicted model, not a curated record. The transcript has 2 exons. Gene Ontology annotation, biological process: dolichol-linked oligosaccharide biosynthetic process.
UUGGCUCUGCUCCUUGCCGCGACCAUAUUGGGCGUCCGUCUAUUCACCGUCCUGCCCUCGAGCUCAAGACAGCCACGCAGGCGCCGCUCGCCAGAUGACAAGUGCCCAACCGCUCUCUUCUUAGGAUCAGGAGGUCACACCACCGAGCUUCUACUGCUGCUGCGCUCCCUUGAUCCACAACGAUACGUGUCGCGGAGCUACUACAUUUCAUCAGGGGACGACUUCAGUCGAGCGAAAGCCAUUGCGUUCGAGCAAGAGUGGGCUGGCGAGAAGGCCUCUGCCUAUACCAUCGUGGCCCUCCCUCGCGCUAGGGCCGUCCAUCAAUCAUGGCUGUCCACGCCGCUGAGCACUAUCCUCUGCUUCGUAGCAUGCGCUCGACGACUCGUAUUGCCUCAUCUCAGCCGAAGUAGGGAUCCCUCAAUACCUGCUCCGCCAGAGCUCAUCCUGAUGAAUGGUCCAGGCACAUGCGUACCGCUCGUAGCCGCAGUCUACGUCAAUAGGAUCUUAUCUCUCCCCUCACCUCGCCUCAUUUACGUCGAAUCCUUUGCCCGUGUCAAGUCCCUCUCCCUCACCGCUCGCAUUCUGCGGCCAUUCGUCGACGAUUUUGUCGUACAGUGG